Lampris incognitus (smalleye Pacific opah) is the source of this 2021-nucleotide messenger RNA. It is a transcript of the gene ube2l3b, whose product is annotated as ubiquitin-conjugating enzyme E2L 3b. The record is from RefSeq and is a predicted model, not a curated record. NCBI's taxonomy places the organism in Eukaryota, Metazoa, Chordata, Actinopteri, Lampriformes, Lampridae. The transcript is spliced from 4 exons. Bases 25 to 489 code for a protein of 154 amino acids.
CUGGGAACACACAGCAGUUUCAAGAUGGCGGCGAGCAGGAGACUGCACAAGGAACUUGAUGAAAUUCGCAAGUCUGGAAUGAAAAACUUCAGAAACAUUCAAGUCGAUGAAUCAAACAUAUUGACAUGGCAAGGGCUCAUUGUUCCUGACAACCCUCCUUAUGACAAGGGUGCUUUCAGGAUUGAAAUCAUUUUCCCUGCUGAGUACCCCUUCAAGCCUCCCAAGAUUACGUUCAAGACAAAGAUCUAUCACCCCAACAUCGAUGAGAAGGGACAGGUGUGCCUGCCUGUCAUCAGCGCUGAGAACUGGAAGCCAGCCACCAAAACUGACCAAGUAAUUCAGUCCCUCAUUGCUCUGGUGAAUGACCCACAACCGGAGCACCCCCUGAGGGCAGAUUUAGCAGAGGAAUACUCAAAGGACCGGAAAAAAUUCUUUAAGAAUGCUGAAGAGUUUACAAAGAAACACGGCGAAAGGCGGCCAAUGGACUGAUCACCUGAUGAACGUGUAGCCCUAUUUCUCUGUCCUCUUGCCCUUUCUGUCUCUCUCUCUCUCUCUCUCCAGUCUCACCUGCCCAAACAAAUAUCUAUCUAUACGCCUGCCUUUUCACUGUACCUUUCCCCUCCUUGCAUCCCAUUCUCCCCAUCACUCUUUCACAUGCUCACCCCUCUUCACACAGACACAUACAUACACAAACUUCAUCCUUGCAGUCCAACUGAAGUGAGGCAGUGGUAGUCACAGCCUCCCUCCCCACCUUGGACUCUCUGUGGAUCAGACAGGUUCCUCCUCCUCCUCCUCUUGGCCCUAUAGCUCCCAGGCCAUCACUAACUUUCUACUCCCUUUUCUUAAGUUCAAAAAGGAAAAAAAAAGAACAGACAGAGCAGAUGAAAUGUUCAAAAACAUCAUUUUCUGGUGGAGAAGUUUUAGAUUGAAAUACUCAAUAUAUCAUAGUUUUGUUUUCUCAAUAACAUAUUGAGUAAGUAGGCCUCUCACAUAGACCUAAUUUUUCUGAUAAAAUUUCGUUCUUGCAGAGGAGGAAGACUGGUUGGUCAUUCUUUUUCUUUUUACCUCAUCAAUGGUCUGUCAUAUUCUUUAAAAAGAAAAUGUCUCACUAAAGUAAACUAAAAAAAAAUAGAACAGAAGUUAUUAGGAUCAGGAGGUUUUUAGUAAAAUGUUUUCCUUUUUUGAGCUCUGGACUCGCACUGUAUUCUGUGGAACAUGAGCAUAUCCUCAGUUCCCUUUCCCCAAAGUUUGUGACCUGCCAAGCAGAAACAAAUACAAUGGAAAUGCACAGUUAUUUACAAUGUCCCUAAAAAGUAAAAACAAAAAAUAAUAAUAAUAAAUGGGUUGUGUGAUUAGGUUGGAAAAUGAAUUGAAUACUUUGUAACACUCCAAACAUAUUGGGUAGUUAACUGAAGGCCCUACAUCAGUUUUUCAUAUUUUGUUGUGCCAGUUUGAAUUAUGCCAUCACUAAACAUCCAGUGAGACUUGCCUAGAUGCUUUUUUAAUGUAGACAAGUGUCAAACUGUCUCGUUCCGUAGUGUUGCAAAGGCAGUUUUUACAUGAAAAGUAGGAUUUGCACUGUCUCCGAACAACUUGUGCUAUCUCCAUUCUGAUUAAACUUUAUUGACAUUUCACACAAAUCUGGCAUAAUGGAGCGUCCCCAUGAUAAGUACAGCUUGUGAGCAUGCUGCUUCUCCAACCAUUUGGCACUUCCAUAUCUUCAUCUAUCCCAUUAAAACAUAUUAACAGGAGCUCGUUAUUACUGACACAUGCCAUCCUGCAGCCCCCAUGAAAGCACCUCAACUGUCAGAGGAGGAAGUUGGAGAAGGAACCCUGUAAGGAGGAACGACUUGAACCUCCCAGAGUUGGUCCUUGAACCGAGCACCUUGUGAGCAGCUGGGAGGGCUGGCUGUCUAGGGAUAUGUCAAGAGAUGGAAAGAGACUGGAGCAGCCAAAUCCCACGUGUAACAGCUAUAUGAUCUGGUCCCAAUAUUGUUUCAUAAUAAAGAUGGCUAACCAUU